Glycine soja is the source of this 1281-nucleotide messenger RNA. Its product is annotated as protein MAIN-LIKE 1-like. The record is from RefSeq and is a predicted model, not a curated record. Lineage: Eukaryota; Viridiplantae; Streptophyta; Magnoliopsida; Fabales; Fabaceae. The transcript is spliced from 4 exons. Gene Ontology annotation, biological process: meristem development; meristem maintenance. Bases 1 to 1281 code for a protein of 426 amino acids.
AUGGAGGCACCAGCUGCUGUGGAGGACAUUCCUAUGGACGCAGGUGCAGAGGCGGCUGAGGAUCAGCCUCAGGAAUUUCCGGGUGGUCCGAGCGACCCAUUUGUGUUGACAGCGUAUGCGGAUCACGUUGCUUGCAACGUAUGGACGGGAGAGGAGCGUCCUGAAUUGAAGCUAUCCUCUCAUGGGAGGAAGGUCCACAGUUUAGGCAGGCCUGUCCCUGCCAUUGAGGGACUUAUUGCUGGUACAGGACUAAGUCCUCUGAUCGCGUGUUCGGUAGACACCGGCGAUCGGGGACUUUUGUCCGCGUUUGUGGAACGGUGGCACCGAGAGACGUCUAGUUUCCAUCUCCUGGUGGGAGAGCUCACCAUCACAUUGGACGACGUCUCCUCUCUUCUCCAUCUUCCCGUUAUUGGCGACUUACACGCAUUUCAGCCCUUGAACAUGGACGAUGCGGUUCAGAUGCUGGUGGACUUGUUGAUGGUGUCUCCAGAGUCUGCUAGGGCUGAGACAGUCCAGUGUCGCGGACCGUACGUACGCCUGCAAUGGGUACGUGAUAUAUAUCAGCAUCGAUGCCAGGCAGGUCAUUGGACAGCUGCGGCUCGUGCAUAUCUUCUUCACCUACUGGGUUGCACUCUGUUUGCUAACAAGAGUGCAACCAAUGUCCAUGUUGUCUACUUGGAGGCCCUUCGUGACCUCAGUAUGACAGAGAGGUACGCUUGGGGAGUGGCUGCUUUGGUUCAUAUGUACGACCAGCUGAACGAUGCAUCUAUGAGCCACAGUCGACAGCUUGGCGGUUACAUCACAUUGCUGCAGAUUUACGAGCAAUUUCCCUCGGUUGCGGAGUCCACCGCUGAUCAGGACUACGACGAGGCUUCUCCGCGUGCGUGCAGGUGGAUUGCGACGAAGAAGACCGUGAAAAGCAUUCGCACGCCGUCGUAUAGGGAGCGCCUGGACCAACUCCGGAUUCCGGAUGUCUGUUGGAUCCCUUAUGGGGAGCAUCGGGAGGUCCGGGACUUCCACGUCAGAUCAUGCUAUUCCGGUCUCUUGCGCUGGGGGCCUGUUGUUGUUUAUUGCCGACCGGAGAGGGUCGUGCGGUGGAUGCACUACGAGGAUCAUAUCGUACCUGCAGGUGAGGUGUGCGUUGUGCCAGGGGUGUGUUCCAGUGACUACAUCGACUGGUUCUUCCGCAUCUCUCAUCCUUUCAUGACACCAGGCCACGCAUUAGAUCCCCUGCCUCAUGGUCACGCCCCACAGGCCCGAUUCGUCCCUCAGGCCCCGUAG